AUGGAUCCCGGAGUAAGGAAAAGUCCGAGGGUCGCAGCUGGAAAAAAGAAACAAGGACAGGUUGUGUGGUCCAUUGUCAAAUCCCAGUUCCAGGCAUUGUGUAAAACGCUGGGUGGAUCCAAUGUUGAAAGCCUGGUUCUUACGAGCCAUAACUACCAGUAUUGCGGGUCAGCUAAAGGUACCAAGUUCCUGCAGGACAAGAUUGCACUGGUAGAUGGAGUGGAUCUAAAAGUAAAAGGGGGUUCCCCCAGUAAGGGAGAUAAAUCUAAGAUUGUCUGGGAAGUUGUGGAACAGCAGUUUGAAGCUUUGGUUAAGUCCCUGUUAGAUCUGGGGGUGGAGACUUUGAUAUUAACAAGUCAGAUGACCAAGGACACAGGCUUCUGUGGCUCACCCCAGGGGCUCAAGUUCCUGAAGGACAAUCCAAAAUUAGGACAGUUUUUCAUGGCAUACUGUGCAGGAAAUGACAUGAAAAAAGCACAGGUUCCAGAGAAGUCAGUCCUAACAAGCUGGUUUUCCCAGUUCACUGGUGAUAACAAAGACGAAGAAGAGACCGAGGAAGACGAAGAGGAAGAGGAGGAAGAAAAACCAGCAGAUGCCACGCCCAAAAGAGGGCGGGGUCGACCUAGAUUGACACCCAAGCCAACGCCCUCAAAGGAAAUGCCUAGCAAACCAGAUGACCAGCCAAAGAGGGGGAGAGGAAGACCGAAGAAGAAUCCGGAUGAUGGAGAGACACCUGCAAAGAAAAAGGAAACACCAGUUCCAAAAGCUAAUGGGGAUGUUCAGGAGAAGGAAGUUGAGGAAAGUCCUACAGGGCCAGGUAAAACUAGGCGUGGCACCAGGGUGACUGACUUGAGGACAAAGUUAGAUACAUCAGUAGAAGAGUCACCAAGCGGGGAGAGAAAGUCUACAAGGAAGAAGACGGUAUUUACCUGUGACGACUGCAAGGAGACUUUUCAGAUGGAGUAUUUGUUACUGGUUCACAAAAAGAGGUGUAAGAGGGAGUCUCUUUUGACGUCACCUCCAAAGACAGUGAGAAAGACAUCAGCAAAAACUGGCACUCCCCAGAAGAAACCAGCAAUAGCUGUGGCAGGUGGUUCACAGUCCAUAGCUAUUGUAAAGAAA
This is a messenger RNA of Saccostrea echinata, 1122 nucleotides long. RefSeq lists its product as uncharacterized. Gene Ontology annotation, molecular function: DNA binding. The record is from RefSeq and is a predicted model, not a curated record. NCBI's taxonomy places the organism in Eukaryota, Metazoa, Mollusca, Bivalvia, Ostreida, Ostreidae. The transcript is spliced from 5 exons. The annotation marks the transcript as partial.